GAUGAUGCCAUGCCUGCAGAUACCGGACCAUCCCGCGCUAGCGGCUCAAACCAGCAAGGCGCGGUGCUACCAGGCACAGUCCCGCGGCAGAAGCGUGGCAGCACGAGCGCAACAUACAGACCCCAAAUGCAAGGAGCCGGAGAGCCGAUCACGGCGCAGCUACGCAACCGAUGGAGAAAUUUGCCCUCUCAAAGCUCGCCAUUUACAUCUUGUUCUCAUAGUCGCGCGCCUUCCUAUUCCAUCAGAAAUCUGUCUCAAAUAAAGACGCGCGGCUGAGUCUGCUGUAGCUGUGAUACCCCCUUAGCCUGACUCAGACAGCUUUGCAUGGUGUGGCGCUGCACGCUUGCCUCUCUUUCUUGUUGUUCUUGGUUUUCCUUGCCAUUGCGAUUGAAGCUUUACUUCAGAUAAACCAAACAUGGCGAAAGACUUUGCAGGAGAAGCUUCUCAGGCCAUUGCAGCUUUCACGCACUUCAUCAACGAAGAAACGUUACUCGACCUAGCCGCCCGGUUUUCGGAGGUCUAUACACAUUUGGCAAAGACGUCAUUGGAACACUUCUUAGUCACGCCUGUGACUGCUCUUCCGACAGGCAAAGAGAAGGGCAAGUUCAUCAGUAUCGAUGUUGGUGGGAGCAACCUCAGAGCAGGGUUCGUGGAGCUGACGGGCGAAACUGAACACGGUGUACAUCGCUCAAUAGAACCAAACGAGAAGAUCAAGAGGUCGUACGACAAAUCAUGGCCGAUUGGAGAGCAUUUAAAGAUGGACCAGGCGGAAGACCUCUUCGCGUGGAUAGGGGAUUGCAUUGCUGAGGUCAUCACGGAUGCGCUUGAAGAUAUACCUGCGUCUGUCGAGGCUCCGUUUGGCGACGAGCUUCUCCUCGGAAUUACCUUUAGCUUUCCUAUGGCACAACAAUCCUUGUCAGAGGCUACUUUGUUACCCAUGGGUAAAGGUUUCGCAAUCACAUCGGAUCUAAAUCUAGGCAAGAUGCUGAGUGCUGGAUAUUCUCGACAUAUCUCUCAGCCUCACCGAAACAGUAACAGGAGCCAUGCCGAAUACCUUUCAUCGAGCAAGACAACCGGAUCAUCCCGACUUCCGAGAAUACGAAUAGCUGCAAUUACGAACGACACUGUGGCCACCUUUGCUUCACUGGCGUACGCCGUCAAAGCGGCGCCCAACAGUCGAGUUGCGAUGGGGCUUAUUGUGGGAACUGGAACAAAUGCUACCGUCCCGAUGUCACUCACCAAUCUACAUCCAACCAAAAGACAUGACCUUGCCAAUGGAGAGUCAGUGGAGACGGUGGUCAUCAACACUGAAUGGACCAUACGAGGCACUGACAAGCCGUUGGUAGAACUUGGCAUCAAGACCAUAUGGGACAAGACUCUAGAUGCCAAUUCGGAAGCUCCAGGAUUUCAACCGUUCGAAUAUAUGACCGCAGGGAGAUACCUUGGUGAAAUAGUACGGCUUGUCUUCGUAGACUUGAUAGCGAGGGAUUCGGGUGCAAAUGUGCCUGCUUCGCUAGAGACCAAGAACGCCUUGCAGACGAGGUUCCUUUCGGAGGUCGUAGCAAGAGCGGAGGAAAAGACGGUGACAAUUGAGCUUGAGAAGUUGUUCCCGUCAACAACGGAAGCCUUCUGGGCCCCUGUUCGCGUCAAACUGCUACGAGACAUUGCAUACGCCGUGCAACAGCGCUCGAGUGCACUGAUCGCCGCAGCCUGCGUUGGUCUGCUGGAUUGCGUGCACGACAUCCGCAUUGACCCACCUGCGCGAAAUGGUCACGCUACUACCGAGGACAGCAAGCCCGAAGAGAUUGUGAUUGCAUACGCAGGCUCAACCAUAUCACAGUACCCGGAGUGGCUCGAGACGUGUCAACGCUGGAUUGACAUUCUGGUGGCGAAAGGGUCGGCUGCAAACGCGUCGAAGCGGGUCAUCUUGCGGGAGGCACUUGAUGGAGGCAUUAUAGGAGCCGGUGUGCUCGCUGGUAUGACUGAUGAGAUUGCAUAGAGUGCUUAUAGACACCGUGAAGGAGACUUUCAGUGAUCAUGAAGACAUUGCAUAGACAUAGAUAUAUAGCCCGCGGAAAGAGCCUGUUCAAAUGUACGACC
This is a messenger RNA of Paraphaeosphaeria sporulosa, 2100 nucleotides long. RefSeq names its product actin-like ATPase domain-containing protein. Gene Ontology annotation, cellular component: mitochondrion; cytosol. Gene Ontology annotation, biological process: glucose 6-phosphate metabolic process; intracellular glucose homeostasis; glycolytic process. The coding region runs from base 416 to 1999 and encodes 527 amino acids. The record is from RefSeq and is a predicted model, not a curated record. Gene Ontology annotation, molecular function: fructokinase activity; D-glucose binding; mannokinase activity. The transcript is spliced from 2 exons. Lineage: Eukaryota; Fungi; Ascomycota; Dothideomycetes; Pleosporales; Didymosphaeriaceae.